Molecule: messenger RNA, 357 nt
Organism: Protopolystoma xenopodis
Lineage: Eukaryota; Metazoa; Platyhelminthes; Monogenea; Polystomatidea; Polystomatidae
Source: the annotation of a GenBank genome assembly
AUGAUGUCUGCGGGAAUAUUGAAGGACACCGACAAAACCGAGGUCAGCAUUCGCGCCGCCUGUACCACUGGAGUAGUUGAGUCGGCCACCAGCAUUGCUCGACGCGCUAAUCGUGUAAUUCAGGUGGCCAACCGAGAGGCAGAGAACAGCGAGGAGACUGGUUAUGUGGAGCGGAUGAAUUGUGCCGUCAGGGAUCUCAGAUCCAGUGAGUUCAUGAUCUCCUUCUCGCGUCAGAACCACUCAUCUCCCGCCACUUUAUGUUAUUUCUUGCCUCCCCCUCAUCUCAUAUUUAUCCACCAACUUUUGAUGUCACCCUUUUUCCUCACCAUGACAACACAACUUCUCUUGAAGAUAUGA